UCCAGCGGUUACAUGAUAACCAGCACCUGGCCAGGGAGGAAAGAAGAGACAAGCAGGCUGCCGCUCCUCUGACUGUCCGUAACCUACAGCAGAAAUGAACGGUGCAGGUGCCAUGGAGGCCACCAGGAAACGAAGCCAGCACAGUGCCAACGGGAAAACAUCUGAGCAGGAGGAGCAGCAGCCAGCGCAGUGGGGGAGAGCAUGGGAGGUGGACUGGUUUUCCCUGAGCAGCGUGAUUGGUCUCCUCUGCUUUGCCCCUUUCAUUGUCUUCUACUUUGUGAUGGCCUGUGAUCAGUACCAGUGCUCCAUCAGCCAGCCUCUGGUUGAGCUGUACCAAGGAGAGACCACGCUGCUCUCCAUCUGGGCCCGGGCACCCUCCUUUACUUGGUCAGCUGCCAAGAUAUACGCCAUAUGGGUGUCCUUCCAGGUGUUCCUGUAUAUGUGUGUUCCUGAUGUCACUCAUAAGUUUGUCCCUGGAUAUGUUGGUGGAGUGCAGGACGGAGCGCGGACUCCUGCUGGCCUGAUUAACAAGUAUGAGAUUAAUGGGCUGCAGUGUUGGCUGAUCACUCACGCUCUGUGGGUUGCCAAUGCCCAGUAUUUCCACUGGUUUUCUCCCACAAUUGUCUUCGACAACUGGAUCCCCCUGAUGUGGUGCGCCAACAUACUGGGCUAUGCUGUGUCCUGCUUUGCUUUCAUUAAGGCCUACUUCUUCCCCACAAACUCUGAGGACUGCAAGUUCACAGGAAACGUCUUCUACAACUACAUGAUGGGCAUCGAGUUCAACCCUCGUAUUGGCAAAUGGUUUGACUUCAAGCUCUUCUUCAAUGGCCGACCCGGCAUCGUAGCCUGGACUCUUAUCAAUCUGUCCUACAUGGCAAAGCAGCAAGAACUGUACGGCCAUGUCACCAACUCCAUGAUCCUGGUCAACGUACUGCAGGCCAUUUAUGUGUUGGAUUUCUUCUGGAAUGAGGCAUGGUACCUCAAAACCAUUGAUAUCUGCCAUGACCACUUUGGAUGGUACCUGGGCUGGGGAGACUGUGUCUGGCUGCCGUACCUCUACACACUGCAGGGUCUGUACCUGGUGUACCACCCAGUCCAGCUCUCUAACGCCCACGCCCUGGCUGUCCUGUCGCUCGGCCUGGUCGGUUAUUACGUCUUCCGCUCCACCAACCACCAGAAGGACCUAUUCCGGCGCACCGAGGGCACCUGCUCCAUCUGGGGGAGAAAGCCAUCGUAUAUCCAGUGCUCGUACCGCUCCAGUGACGGCGGUAUCCACCACAGCAAGCUCCUUACCUCGGGUUUCUGGGGAGUGGCCCGGCACUUCAACUACACGGGUGACCUGAUGGGUUCGCUGGCCUACUGCGCUGCCUGUGGCUUCGGACACAUCCUCCCGUACUUUUACAUCGUUUACAUGACCAUCCUGCUGGUGCACCGCUGUGUGCGCGACGAGCACCGCUGCAGCAGCAAGUACGGCAAGGACUGGAAACGCUACACAGACGCCGUGCCGUCACGACUCAUCCCUGGGGUGUUUUAGAGAGGGGAAGAGAGGAAAAGGAGUGGGAGGAGGGAGACCGAAAAGUAGGGUGGGGGCUCAGAUUAAGAGGAAUGGUGUAACAAGAUAAACAUGAGGGUUGUGUGUUUUAUACGCAUCAAGAAUUCACUACAAUGAUAAGUUUUGGCAAGAUACAUUGGAAAAUAUGUAUUUCCUACAUGUAUACAUAGCUGUACGUGUUUAUGCAGGUACAAACUCUUGUCUCUGCCUUAGUAAAGGCAGUUUUAUACACCACGCUGCUGCUUUCCUUUAACACAUUUUAACAACAGGACAAUAUAUCUUUGGAGCUAGUUAGACCAAGCACAACCUAAACCAGCUGAAGCCAAAAUCAGCUCAGUUCUGUAGUGGACUGGAGUCCAUGACUGUUCUACACAAAGCUGUGACAUUCCCAUAAUGCAGUUUGAUAGUCACUUACCAAGCAAAACAUGGCUGCUUCCAUUUUCUCAAAUAUGAGAAUUUAAUGUUUUAUGUCAUUGUAUAUGUAACACCUUUUUUUUGUUUUUUUUAUCUGAAAAAAAAAUAAUUAUGAUCUCAAUUAGCACUCAGGUAGCCUGUGAUGGGGGCGUUUCAUUAUUCUUUGCAUUCUCUGCAUUUUUAGACUAGAUGAUUAGUUAUGGCUGAAAAACAUAUAUUCAUUAUUCAAUACCGACGAUAAUGUUUUGCUGUUGCCCUUGUUGGCUCCACUGGCCAGAGCUGCUCCAUAAAUAGUCAUGUAAUCUUUGUUUAAAGGCUGUCUGAAUGAAUUGUCUGAACUUGGAUUUAUUAACUCAUGUUCAUUUUUAUAUCUGACUGCAGGGGAAUAUUUGUUACGAGGGAGUUAGGUGAAGUAAUUGCUUAUAUUUUUGGUAAGAUUUUCUCUCGUGGUUGAGAGCAGCAUGUUCACAUAUAUCAGCCUUGUUGUACACAUAGUUAUAAUAAUAACAAAAAUAAUAACAAAAAACUUUAUUUAUAUAGCACUUUUUUAGACAUUGUUACAGAGUGCUUUACAAAAUCUGAAACCAGACAAGAAAAUCAAGACAGUUAAACGGCCAACAUCAAAUAAAUAGGAAUAAAAACAAAAAUUGAAAAGAAACUAGAAACUAAUGCAUCUGAGGUUAGUAGGCAUAGUUCUAUAUUGCAGAGUUUUAAAGAAUCAUUUGACAAUGAAAAAACGCUUAAAUUUAACAUAUAAAAGCAACAAAAAGCACUUUCUGUCCUCUGACAUUCGUUACACCUGUGAAGCAUUCUGAAAACUAACUACAAGUUAGUUAGACCAUGACAUUUGCUUUGUGUUAAGGAAACAUGUUGAUUUUAAGUAGAGCCAUGUGUAAGCUCCAUGCUAAGAGAUUUUUUUUUUUUCAUGUCCCGUCAUCACGUUUGUUCCAUGUUUGUUUUGAUGUCCUCAUGCCAGCACUGCCUUUCUUAUGGUGAUAAAGUGGCAAAACAAA
Plectropomus leopardus (leopard coralgrouper) is the source of this 2979-nucleotide messenger RNA. It is a transcript of the gene dhcr7, whose product is annotated as 7-dehydrocholesterol reductase. NCBI's taxonomy places the organism in Eukaryota, Metazoa, Chordata, Actinopteri, Perciformes, Serranidae. Gene Ontology annotation, molecular function: 7-dehydrocholesterol reductase activity. Gene Ontology annotation, cellular component: endoplasmic reticulum membrane. The record is from RefSeq and is a predicted model, not a curated record. Gene Ontology annotation, biological process: cholesterol biosynthetic process; brassinosteroid biosynthetic process.